Messenger RNA from Aethalodelphis obliquidens (Pacific white-sided dolphin), 2405 nucleotides. It is a transcript of the gene SNX32, whose product is annotated as sorting nexin 32. Gene Ontology annotation, biological process: retrograde transport, endosome to Golgi. Gene Ontology annotation, cellular component: endosome. Lineage: Eukaryota; Metazoa; Chordata; Mammalia; Artiodactyla; Delphinidae. Gene Ontology annotation, molecular function: phosphatidylinositol binding. The record is from RefSeq and is a predicted model, not a curated record. Bases 354 to 1883 code for a protein of 509 amino acids. The transcript is spliced from 10 exons.
CCGCCUGGAGGGCGCGAGACUAGGGUAGUGCGCACGCGCAGGCCGCGCCAGGCCGUUAGAAGGCGCGGCCCAGAGGGGCGGCGGGCGGGAGUCAGCCAGCCUGGGGCGUGGGCUGACGCGACAAUAGACCUCUGCGAUCCUAGAGCCCCCCGCCGGCCCCCGACUCCAUUCUCCAAGCUGUGGGCUGUUCCCGGCCCUCUCAGUUCCGCGCUGCCCCUUAAAAGCUGGGGCCCAGGCACAGGAACGACAGGCGUUGCAGCCAAUGGCGUCCCGCACGGUAAACCUGCUACCCAAUCAAAAGGCGCGGCUGCGAGGGAACGGCGUGGAACCACGCCCGGCUCCAGCCCUCCUCCAUGUCUCCGGACCUGCAGGGAGACAGCUCGUUACUGGUGGAGAUCUCUGAUGCCGUCAGCGAGCGGGACAAGGUGAAAUUCACUGUUCAAACCAAGAGCUGCGUCCCUCACUUCGCCCAGACCGAGUUCUCAGUUGUGCGACAUCAUGAGGAGUUCAUCUGGCUACACAACGCCUACGUGGAAAACGAGGAGUACGCCGGUCUCAUUAUCCCCCCAGCCCCUCCAAGGCCAGACUUCGAGGCUUCAAGGGAAAAACUGCAGAAGUUGGGUGAGGGAGACAGCUCUAUCACGCGGGAAGAGUUUGCCAAAAUGAAGGAGGAGCUGGAAGCGGAGUAUCUGGCCAUCUUUAAGAAGACAGUUGCGAUGCAUGAAGUCUUUCUGCAGCGCCUGGCGGCCCACCCCACCCUGCGUCGAGACCACAACUUCUUUGUCUUUUUGGAAUAUGGCCAGGAUCUGAGUGUCCGAGGAAAGAACAGGAAGGAGCUCCUUGGGGGGUUUCUGAGGAAUAUUGUGAAGUCUGCAGAUGAAGCCCUCAUCACUGGCAUGUCAGGGCUCAAGGAGGUGGAUGACUUCUUCGAGCAUGAGAGGACCUUCCUGCUGGAGUACCACACCCGCAUCCGGGACGCCUGCCUUCGGGCAGACAGAGUCAUGCACUCUCACAAGUGCCUGGCAGAUGAUUAUAUCCCUAUCUCAGCUGCACUGAGCAGUCUGGGAACACAAGAAGUCAACCAGCUAAAGACGAGCUUCCUCAAAUUGGCAGAGCUCUUUGAACGACUAAGGAAACUGGAGGGCCGAGUGGCUUCUGACGAGGACCUGAAGCUGUCGGACAUGCUGAGGUACUACUUGCGCGACUCACAGGCAGCCAAGGUGAGAGGUGGCCCCAGAGCAGACCUCAGGGCUGGAGCCACCAGGGAGGGCGGGCAGGUAGGCAAGGGCCGUGGGCCAGGGAUCCUGUGCCCCUGCCGGUCCCAGGACCUGCUGUACCGGCGGCUGCGGGCGCUGGCAGACUAUGAGAACGCCAACAAGGCACUGGACAAGGCGCGCACCAGGAACCGGGAGGUGAGGACCGCCGAGAGCCACCAGCAGCUGUGCUGCCAGCGCUUUGAACGCCUCUCCGACUCAGCCAAGCAGGGUAAGCCCCACGGCCCUGGAGCCCCUGCCACUGCACUGCUGACUCUGCCGGGGUCCCCAUUCCUCUCUUCUCCAGAGCUCAUGGACUUCAGAUCCCGCCGCGUCUCCUCCUUCCGCAAGAACCUCAUCGAGCUGGCGGAGCUGGAGCUCAAACACGCUAAGGUGAGCCCUCCAGCCUCACCGAGCCUUCUUGCUGCUUUCCUGGCCUCCCACCGCUGGGCCUCUAGGCCCUUAUCAAGUGUCUUGGCGCAUGGGGGGUGCGGUGGAGCUCGGGGGGGGAGGUCAGGCUGCCAGGAGCAGCCCCAGCUGUUCAAGACCACAGUUCCCCAUUUUGGAUCAGGACCAUUCCCUUCUGUCAUUGGUAGUGAGGCCUCAAUAAAUGGUAGCUGUUAUUGCUGAGGACAGGGGUGGGGACGGAGGGGCUACCCAAGGUGAGGUAACAGAGGGGGUAGCAGCAGAUGGGAGCCAUCAAGAACCUCUCCUCUGCAGGCCAGCACCCUGCUUCUCCGGAACACCCUUGUCAUCCUCAAGGGGGAACCUUAGAGCCACCAGAGUUCCCCCCGACCUCCCACCCCAGCAAGAUGCCUCCUUCCCCACCCCAGGAGCCACUCACCAUGCCCCGUGACUUCUCGGGGCAAGGCCUACCCCUACCCCAAGGUGCCAGGCCCUGCAAGAUAGGGCAGCAUGGGCACCACACUUGGCCACAGGUAAGCAGAGCCCUAACCUGGGGAAACUCAGGGGCCCUGACCUCCCUCCCCAGAGGCUAUGGGGCAGCCUCAACCCACCUCUGGCCCCUGAGUUCAUUUGUCUCCAGCUUGUUCACAAAUAAAAAGCCUGGUUCUGUAGCAAGGAGGCUUGCUUGUCCUGACUUCCCAGUUGGAGGGCCCACCAAGCACAUCCGCUAUCGGGGUACCAUGGUAG